Molecule: messenger RNA, 2803 nt
Organism: Nerophis lumbriciformis (worm pipefish)
Lineage: Eukaryota; Metazoa; Chordata; Actinopteri; Syngnathiformes; Syngnathidae
Source: RefSeq, a predicted model, not a curated record
AAGUUGACAGAAAAAGACAUAGGCUUCGCGCAUGCGUGGAUCGAUCGGGUAGUGACGGCCGCAUUCAACAGAUUCCUAAUACUACAAUUUUGCCCAAUCAAUAUACACAACUAAAAGUAAAUUAAUAUUCCAUUUUUAUUUAUUUACUUGCGUCUUUAUUACAAUGUGGGGGAUACUUUUCGAUGAGAACACAUUUGUAGGGAAAGUGCUGCGGAUGUGAAGAAGGUGGCUGUGCGCAUUCAAGUAUGCUAACGUUCUGAAACGUUCGCCAGCGUUUUAUUUUGUGCACAUUUUGCAGCCAAAGUGAGAUUGUUGUGAAUGCAGCCCGCGCUGGACGGAGGAGCGGCAUCACGUUGAUGGUCUCCCUGGAAGGAAUCUUCCAGAAAUGCAUUUUGGGAACAAGAUGACAUCUCUUCCAAGCGUUUAGGGGUAAUUUAAGUGACAAUGCGGGAGCUGCCUUGAGGUGCGAGCAUCCACGGGAGACGUCGCGGUGAGGCCGUCAAGGCGGCAUGGUGGAGCGGUCGGACCGAGCCCCUCUGCUGGACUGGGAGGAGGUUCCGUCCCGCGGUGGCGCAGACGGACAAGACCGACUCUCCGGCCCCUCGGCGCCGGGAAGGCUCGGGUGGAGCAGCGGUGCCUCUUCUUCCAACAGGUCCGCCUCUGCCCCGCCCGCCACCUCCAUCGCCCAGGCGGGCACGGAUGACGCGCCACACCCGGACAGGGCGCGGCAUCCCUCGGAUUCAGAAGCGGGGCACGUGCCGCUGGAGGAGAGGAUGCUGAGCUGGGAGGAGGAGAAGGACCAGAGGAUGCUGAGCUGGGAGGAGGAGAAGGACCACAUCGUGUCCGUCUUCGUGGUGGCCUUCAACACCAGAACAGGCAACAUGCUGGAGUGGUGCCUCCCCACAGACAUGGACCUGGAAGGCGUGGAGUUCAAAGCCAUUGCCAGCGGAUCCCACAGAGUCACCACAGACUUCAUCUACUUCCGCAAGGGCCGCUACUUCGGCCUGGCCUGCUUCGCCAACAUGGCGGUGGAGAGCCCGGCGGAGCGCGGCGCCAGGAUGAAGUCGGUGGGGAUCCUGUCGCCUUCGUACACUUUGCUUUAUCGCUACAUGAGCUUCCUGGAGCACCAGGUCAGGCUCCAGCUUCAGGCCCCGGGACAUUACUCGCCCCUGGAGGCCUUCUACCAGGACAAGAGGGCGCUGCUGCCCCCUAGCGGCCACGACCUUGUAACUGCGUGCCCUGUGGACGCCUGGGGGAGCGCCAUCAACCACAGCAUGCACCCGGAAAUGAAGAUCACACACCCGGCAGGCUGCAUGUCCCAGUUCAUCCGCUUCUUCGGGGAGCAGAUCAUGGUCCUCUGGAAGCUGGCGCUCCUCCGGAGGCGGAUCCUCAUCUUCUCGCCUCCGCCGGUGGGCGUGGUCUGCUAUAGAGUGUACUGCUGCUGCUGCCUGGCCAACGUCUCCAUCCCGGGGGUGGGCGUGGCCGUGCCCGAGCUCCGCCCCUUCUUCUACGUCAACGUGGCCGACAUCGGCGCCCUGGAGAACGAGCUGUCCUACGUGGCAUGCACCACGGAGAAGAUCCUGGAGGAGAAGCGAGACCUGUACGACGUCUACGUGGACAACCAGAACGUCAAGACCUGCAGGGAAGGCCUGAAGCCGCUGCUGCGCCUCACCAACGCCGACAGGGAGAAGUACCGCAAGCUCACCGAGCAGAGGAAGAUGCUGCUCUACUCUCAGGAGGAGAACGGCGACUGCGUGUCCAGCGAAGAAGAUUUGUUCAUUCUGUUUUUCUUGGAGCAAAACAACAGGAUUUUCCAAACCCUGAGCGAGGUGGCAGGGACUCCGGACCCCACUCUGACCCCGGAGAAUGUGAGGGCCAUGGGCCUGGACCCUCACGGGGACCGGCUCUUCCUGCUCCACCUGUUGGAGAUCUACGGCUUUGACACCCUGCUGAUGUCUGAGCAGCUCUGCUGCAGCUGAGAGAGCAUUUCUCAUUUUCACUUUGGCAUUUUGGACUCUCUCAAGUCUUCUGGAUCAUGUGUGGUGUUCUAGUCUUUUCCUUUGUGCUGCUUCUGAUCACGCCCUUGUUCCAGGGAAUACUCCAAACCCCGGAGAGCAUCAUGUGGCUGUUCCAGGAAAUACUCCCCACCCUGAAGAGCAUCAUGUGGCUGUUCCAGGAAAUACUCCCCACCCUGGAACAGCAUCAUGUGGCUGUUCCAGGAAUUACUCCCCACCCUGGAAAGAAUCGUGUGCCUUUUCCAGGAAAUAGUCCCCACCCUGGAGACCGGAGGCUGCAUUCUAACACAAACUGUCUUGUUCUUAUCCUUCAUCAUUUUAUUUUAACAUAAAAAUGUGAAUGCUGCCAGUUUAAAAACUAUUUUAAACUGCUUUUUGACCUCGUUUGUAUUCAAUUCAAUAAUUUCUCGCCAAGAGUUAGUCCUACCUCGGGACACAAGUUUAAUUGGUUCCGUGACACACCUGGAAAAUUCAUCAUUUGAUAUAGUCGCCAAUUAAAAUCAAUUUGAUUGGUCCACCUUUUAAAAAGUGAAAAUAACUUUAGGAUAAGAAAUAUUGCAUAAAAAAUACAAAACUUCAAAACACUUCCGUAGUUUUAUGAAGUAAUGCAUUUACCUUGGAGAGCAAACCUCUGCGCUAUCUCCGUCAGCAGCUUCUCCUUAUUUUCCUGGAUAAAUGUGAUGAAUGAUAUAAGCUAACGCUAGCAAGUAAAACAGGAUGGUCUGGGGCACACAUAAAAUCAUUUUAUCUACAGGAAUCAAAUUGAAUAAUUUAUUUCCCAUUAUUUU